CUUGCUUUCAUCCGGCCCCUCUCGCCUUCACUCUGCCCGCCAUGUUCAGGUCAGCUUUCCGUGCAUCUUUCUCGCCUCUCCGGGUCGCACCGACCCUCCCGCCGCGCUCGCUUGCCAUUGCCAGGCGGUUCAUUACCGACGAUGCGCGGCUGAAGAUCCAACAAACCGUCGGCAGUACACCAGUCGUCUUAUUUAUGAAGGGCACACCAGAGCAGCCGCAGUGCGGCUUCUCAAGAGCGGCAAUACAGAUUCUCGAGAUGCAAGGUGUACCGCCGGAGAAGUUCACGUCAUUCAACGUACUGGAAGACAGUCAGCUGAGGGAGGACAUCAAGGAGUUCUCUGACUGGCCGACUAUUCCUCAGCUAUAUGUCCAAGGAGAGUUUGUAGGCGGAUGCGACAUUCUGCUGAGCAUGCACCAAAACGGCGAGCUUGAGAAGCUGCUCGAGCACAAGGGCGUUCUGCCUCCGCUUGAAGAGUCCGAAGCGAAGCCCGAGCUUGCUCAGUCAUGAUGGUCGUAAUUAAUGAAUUUCAUUACUCAUGGAACGGAAUGUACUGUGUUCAUAUCAUCCUACCCCCUUUACGUCCACCUCUCAGUGAUCCUCUGGAGCAUAUUCAAUGACACCGUUCGUGUCUAUGCUGCCCCGCUGCACCGUCUCGCCUUUCGCCCGCAUGAGGUCCUCUAUCGUCUUUAGCUUGCCUUCCUCCGUGCCCUCCUUGAACCAGCCCAAGUGAUCAGCAAUCAGAUGCCGGUUCUCACAGCCCGGGCACUGCACAAUGACAAUUCCCUUCGUGUAGCUCCUCUUGGUGAAUUCAUGCGUGGAACGUGUACCACAGUCCGUCACGGUGCAUGUGAAAGUGAGAGAAAGCCGGGGUUCUGGUGCUUGAAAGGAAAGGCUAGACCGCGGCGACCCAGAAGAGCUAGAUUGAGGGGGAAGAGAUGCGUGCGACGAAGGUCCCUCGGAUGUAUCCUUCCGCACACACGUCGAAGAGAAGUGUCUGCUCUCGAGCCCCAGUACCUUGCGUGUAGGAAGCCUUGAGAGCGCGCCUGGACACGGUGGUUGCCGUAUCCGAGCAUACCGUACAAGCCGAAGGGCAUUGAAUGUGUGGCUGGCUAGGUUCUUGACGAGCAUGACGAGAAGCUCAAGAUAAACAGCUAGGUUGGGACAGU
This is a messenger RNA of Phanerochaete carnosa HHB-10118-sp, 1168 nucleotides long. RefSeq lists its product as uncharacterized. The record is from RefSeq and is a predicted model, not a curated record. The transcript has 5 exons. Bases 42 to 509 code for a protein of 155 amino acids. NCBI's taxonomy places the organism in Eukaryota, Fungi, Basidiomycota, Agaricomycetes, Polyporales, Phanerochaetaceae.